Molecule: messenger RNA, 5503 nt
Organism: Dicentrarchus labrax (European seabass)
Lineage: Eukaryota; Metazoa; Chordata; Actinopteri; Moronidae
Product: zf-DHHC domain-containing protein
Exons: 9
Coding region: 24-968 (314 amino acids)
Molecular function (GO): palmitoyltransferase activity
Source: RefSeq, a predicted model, not a curated record
GCGGGGCCGGAGCCCGGCAGAAGAUGGCGACGCUGCGCUGUAGGCGAGACCCCUGCGGCGUUAUCUGUCUUAUUUUAACUUAUUUCAGCGUGUUUUACGCGGACUACGUGGUCGUACAGUAUGUCCUCCUCCCCGCCUACUCGGACAGUUUCUACCUGUCUGACAGUGUGUGGUGUACUCUACACGGAUCAGUGUUCAACCUGAUUCUGCUGCUGCUGCUGGCCUGCCACUCCAAAGCCGUCUUCUCAGACCCCGGUAUGGUGCCUCUUCCUGACACAGCCAUAGACUUCUCAGAUCUUCGCUCGCAGUCGUCUCGGAUGAACGAACGGGGCUGCGAAGGUUGGACGGUGUGCAGUCGCUGUGAAACCUACAGACCUCCCAGAGCGCAUCACUGCCGCGUCUGUCAGAGGUGUAUCCGCCGCAUGGACCAUCACUGUCCCUGGAUCAACAACUGCGUCGGAGAGCUAAACCAGAAGUAUUUCAUCCAGUUUCUCUUCUACACUGGCAUGGCCAGUCUGUACUCCAUGGUGCUGGUGGUGUCGGCCUGGGUGUGGCGGAUAAGGAACGAGAGAGAAGGCGAUACAGAGAAAGAAGGAGAGGAGACGCCCAGCAAGCACCUGAUAGUCGCUCAUUACAUCAUCCUCCUGGUGGAGUCGGUGUUGUUUGGCGUGUUUGUCAUGGUCAUCUUCUACGAUCAGUUGGUCUCCAUAAUCACAGACGAGACGCCGAUAGAGCAGAUGAGGAACAGGCUGAUGAUUAAGGACAGAGGCUCUUCAUCUACAUCCUCUUCCUCCGCCUCUGCCUCUCAGCUGCCUCACCACCCCCCGCACACCCGCAAGCCGAAGCUCGCUCUGCUGCGGGAGGUAUUCGGAAGAGGUUCAGUCUUUUGCUGGCUUCUUCCUCUCCACUCCAGCCCUCCGUCAGUUGGCGGCAUCUCCUACUCCGCCCUGCCCGACUACGACGUCUGACCUUUGAACCGGAGAGAGCGAGGAAAGGGUGGCGAGAAAGGUUUUUCAUUGCGUGUGUGUGUGUGUCUGGUGUGUCUUUAGAAAUGAGGGAAUUUUCUACGAUGUCUUCUCUUUGGACCUGAGCGAAGAAGAUGAAGAGGAAGGAGGAUGAAGGCUGAGACUGGGAUAAAUGAAGAGAGCGUGUGUGUGUCAGAUGAAUGAAUGUGUGUGUGUGUGUGUGUGUGUGUGUGUGUGUGUGUGUGUGUGUGUGUGUGUGUGUGUGUGUGUGGAUUUUAUCCCCCAGGGCCUAAAAUGAGUUCAUCCCCAGACUUUUGCCCCGAUCUGUAGUUUAACUACCAGCGUUCUUUGAUUAUUUUGACUUGUGUGGGAGAGUUGGCCCCUUGUGGAUGCUGGGGGUUUGACUGAUGAAGGGUUGUUUGUACUACUUUUUAAUUCCCAGAAACUGCAAACACUCGGGGGCCAGACUUUUAAUUUAAACCUCAUCAACACUCACUGACAAGACACACAGACUGCAGCAGAAUGAGCCCCCAAAAAACAAUUUAAAAGCCUCAGUAAAUCUGGCCCUCUGUGUUUCCUCCAUGAUUCAGUUCUUGUCUGAACCAAAAGCUCCUAACAUAACAUUUAGAGCCUGUUUACACCUGGUAUUAACAAGUAUCUUGGGUCACAUUGUGCUACAAUCACUCAAACCACUCACCGAGGUAGUUUGAGACGCAUUUGACCUCAAAUCUUUAGUAGCGUAAACCAGGGGUUCCCAAACGUUUCCGUGCCGUGGCUCCAAAAACAGCAUUAAUUUAUGGCUCGACCCCGCUUUACAAGAUGUCUUAAAAAACUCACUGACAAAACUGUAUAAAAAAAACAUAAAAAAACAAAUUCUGGAUAUAUUUCCUUCCUUUAAUUGAUGCAAUAAUUACUACAUUUGUAUUUGAAAUCUUUUAUCGUUACGUUACAUCUAAUAACGCGUCCAAAAACGUGCCUACUCAGCUGACGUCCUGUAAGUACGCACUAAACACGCCGUCUGUUUGGUUCACUGUAAUGCAGAUUAACAUAUUUUAGGCUGUAUUAUCUGCACAAGAUAAGCAGCAGAAACCACCAGACUUCCUUAAAGAAACACACAAUUUUAAGAGUUGUUUAACGAGGAGAAGCUUUAUAAACUUUGAGAAACUCUUUGUACGACAAAUUCUUAAUUAUUUGGGCCUUCUUGUAAAUUCGGCAAACGUUACACAUUAAGUUAUUUCUUUCUUUGUGUAAAAAUUAUCGUGUCCGUUGCCCCAGUGUGUCGGCUACUAGACGGUGAUACAGUCUCCUCUACUGCCGCCCACUGUGAGUGACUCAGCCAAGCAGCCUGUCAGUAUGAGAGGCAGCAGAGACGCGAGCAGGAUGCCUUUCUUCGUCAUCUGUGUAUGAAAACAGCAGAUUUCCACACAGUCGAGGAAGUGAAAGUGUGUGUCCUGCUCAUGAAGUUCAGUUAUAAAACCCCACAGCUCCCCACAGAGUGUCUCUCCUGCAGGGCUGCUGACAGUAUUAAUGAACACUGACUAACUGGGAAGUGAGAUCUUUUGAUACCAGGUGUAAACAGGUUCAUUGGCCACCAUGAGACACCAAAACUGGUCUAAUGGAAACUCCAAAAUGCUUUUAAUGGGUUCAAAAAUGUAUAUUUGUACAUAUGAGAAUCAGGUAAGAAGGGCAUUUCGGUAGGUCAGCUGAUUUCUGAUCAGUAUCGACACACAUAUCAGUCCAACCCCAGUGCAGUUUUAUAUGUUUUUACACCUUCAACCCCCGAAUGAAACCCGAUCAACUGACCUUUUGGUUGUUGAACUGUAAAAGCUGGCUUUGCCCUAAAUUCACUAACGUUUGUUACUGAAUUAUGUUUUUUUUUUUUUCUUCAAAUAUAGAAUCAAAUUCUUUCUCCCAGGUAAUCUAAGCUUUAAAUAGUUAGUUGGGCUGCACUGAUUUUCCCAUCCGUGUUAGCUGAAUCCUUAUUAAGCUCAGUGAAAUCGCAGGUGCAAAACAAGUUGAGCUUUAAUUUUUUAAAGAUAAUUCAUACAUAGUUUCAUAGGAUGUUGAUAUUCACAAUGUGGCCAAAAGUGUGUGGACACCUGACUAUUAUAUUAAUAUGUAAUAGUUAGACAUCUCAUUCCAAAACCAUUGGCGUUAAUCUGAAGCUCCAGUCUCCCGGUUUCAUUCUUUACACCUGAUUCUGGCUCACAGUCGGAGCUCCAGUUCAUCCCAAAAAACUAUUUCCUUAUUGACCUGACUUUUUGCACAGGGUCCCAAGGAAGGAAGGAUCUUAUUUCCAAACUGGUGACACAAAAUAGGAAACACACUGUUUCUCUAAAAGAGGAAUUCCCAACCUGGGGGUCGACAAAACUGUACAGGUGGAAAGAAGACUUUUACAAAUAUAAACAUUAGGCCUAUAUGUCAGCAUUUUGUUCAUUUCUGUGAAGACAGAAAACUAAAUGAAAUUGUCACUUUUUAAGUUUAUAUUAUUAUUUAAGAUCUAAACCUGAACACAAGUUAUAUUCACAGAGCUUUCACUCUCUGAUAAACAGCCUUCAUCCUGCAUUAGCAAAAGUAUGCAGGUAAAACUACCAUAGAGCUAUUAGAAAAAUGAGGAGAAAAGUUAGAAUUUGUCCAAAUAAACCCUAUGUAUGAUUGUUAAAAAUAAAGAAAAUACAUAAUACAGACAAAGAAUUGCAUAAAAAGUUACUAAAAUAUGAGGAAAACUCAUCUCUGAUUAAAUAUUCACGGGAGAUCAUCUGCUCAAAAUUCAUCCAAAUCGCUCGUUUUGCACAAACUUCCUCCAGUUGUUGUUUUUACUGCAUCAAGUUAUGUAUGAAAUACCCAUAAAAUAUUAGUCAGGGGUCGUCAGUUUACUCUGAUAGAAAAGGUCUUCCUUAAGGAAAAAGGUUGGGAACCACUGGUCUCCACUGGUAUCCUGUGGCAUUAAAACAGACCAAACGUCCACAUAUUUCUGGCCACAUUGUGUAUAAACCACCUCUAACAGGUUAUUUUUUGUUACUGGAUUAGUUUAAGGUCCAACACUUUAAUACAAACACCAAGAGUAACCGUAGGUCAGUAUAUUCUCUAUUAUUUAUUUAUUAUUUAUUUUAAAAAUCGACCACUUGAGCUCAAAAUAUCAAUUAUAGUGUUUUUAAACAAUAUCAUGAAGUUACAUUUAUAUCCACUAAUAUUUUAUUUUUACAAGAUGAGAAAAACUACUAGUUGCCUGUCCUCCAUUUCAUCCUGUGAAUUAACACCAACAAACUGGUUUAAUAAUAGAAAUAACAGGAACAAAUGAGAUGUGUCGGGGUUUUGAUGUCACGCCUUUGGGCCUCGUGAACAAACGUCUGCAAAGAGAUUCUUUUUCUGUGUUUUUUUUUUUUUUUACACAUUUGUGUGUUUAUGUUGAAGUACAAAUAAUUUUGAUGUGCUAACUAACUAAACUGUGUAACACUGACAGAUUUAUACUACACACCCACACACAUAUAUAUGAAUACAGGGUGUGAUUUUAGAUAUAAAAACGGGGACGCUGGAUAAAAAGACACAAUAUUUGUUUAAUGUCAUACUACACUUAAAUUCUAUUUUUGACCUUGGAGAUAAAAGCAGUAUUUUGUGUCAUUCGUUCCCCAUCAAGUCACCCCAACACACACACACACACACACACACACACACACACACUCAGAGUACACCUCUCAGUAUUCUGCAAAAUCUCAGUGAAGGGACUUAAUAUUAUUUAUUGUUUCUAACUAUUCCGUCGAGUUAACUCUACCAAUAACUAUAUUUUUAUGUGUGGGGUGAAGUUUCCAGAAAGUGUGCAGCAGUGAAACAAAACUACAUGAAGGUGAUGUUUAAUCUAAACCCACAGCUACUACACUUCUAAUCUUGGUUUGUUUAAUUGCCUAAAGUAAGAACACUAUAUAUUACCUCAUAUUUACAGACUCUGUUGUAGCUAAGAUUGUUCUGAUUCAACUUUUUUAGGGCUUGUUGUUUCAAAUUCUGAGCCAAUCAGAGCUGCCUUUUGUAUGUUCCCUGACAAAAAUAUGUCCAAAAAAGCUGGACAUGUGGCUGUGCUAGUAUAAGCUGUCUUAAGACGGACUGCCCAUUGUUCCGAAAUCCAAAUAGUCCUGAAAAAUGUCCCAUUGGACCAUGAGCUAAUUCGUCCAUUUUACUAGUUUAUUGCCCUUAAAGUCUCACUGUAUUUGAACAUGCUGGAAGAUGAAGUCCUUGUUUACUCUACAAGUUUUUCCUUUAAACAAGUUUCAUUGUUAAAACAAUGCAGGUGCACACAGAUAGAAGACUGAGUAUAAACAGGAAGAGAAGACGAAGAAAACCGAUCAUUUUGUCAUCCAAAUUCAUCUAGUUGGCUGAAAACAUAAUAGUUGUUUUUCACAACAAAUGCGUAUUUUGCAGUUUACAUGGAUACGGUGAGGGUGGUGUUUCCAAAAGAUUGCAUUGUAAACAGGGCAGAGGUCAGGUUCAAUUCAAAUCAAAUUUUAUUUGUAUAGUGCCAAUUCAUUACAGAAGUUAUCUCAGAA